Molecule: messenger RNA, 2088 nt
Organism: Anastrepha ludens (Mexican fruit fly)
Lineage: Eukaryota; Metazoa; Arthropoda; Insecta; Diptera; Tephritidae
Gene: cpo
Product: probable serine/threonine-protein kinase tsuA
Exons: 9
Molecular function (GO): mRNA binding
Source: RefSeq, a predicted model, not a curated record
AUGUCCACUACGGCUACGAGCUACGAGCUACAUGGUUCAUACAAUCAAUCCAAUAAAUCGAUUGUUCGCACCCUCUUCGUCAGCGGUUUGCCAAUGGACGCUAAACCACGCGAACUUUACCUAUUAUUCAGAGCUUAUGAGGGCUACGAAGGAUCUCUUUUAAAGGUGACCAGCAAGAAUGGCAAAACCGCAUCGCCCGUCGGAUUUGUGACAUUUCAUACCAGAGCCGGCGCGGAGGCAGCUAAACAAGAUUUACAGGGUGUACGCUUCGAUCCCGAUAUGCCCCAAACAAUUCGCUUGGAAUUCGCCAAGAGUAACACGAAAGUGAGCAAACCCAAACCACAGCCCAAUACAGCGACAACAGCCUCACAUCCUGCAUUGAUGCACCCACUCACUGGACAUUUGGGUGGCCCGUUCUUUCCAGGCGGACCGGAAUUAUGGCAUCAUCCGUUAGCCUACUCGGCAGCUGCCGCUGAAUUACCCGGUGCUGCUGCAUUGCAGCAUGCAACACUAGUGCACCCAGCUCUCCAUCCGCAGGUGCCGGUACGCUCUUACCUCUGACUAAAUACAGAUAAAGUUAUCGAGCAGCCUAUGCAUCAAACUCAAAUGACCGCAAUGACGCAACAUCAUCAACAAGCCGCUACACUACAUCCAACAGCUAUGCAUAUGUCCGCUGCUGCUGCUGCUGCUGCAGCUGCUGGCCUACCGCCGGGCGCAGCCGCCACUGGCCCACCGGGACCGCCACCAACCGGCCAUACAGCACACCAUCAUUUCUUAUCGAGCCCCGCUCUGGCAAGUCCAGUUGGUUCCUCGAAUAAUCCAACGCAUCCAUCAAAUACACCAUUAGCUGCGAACGCUCCAUGCUCGACACUGUUUGUUGCCAAUUUGGGGCAAUUCGUGUCGGAGCACGAACUCAAAGAGGUGUUCUCCAGUAUGCCUGGCUUUUGUCGCCUCCGAAUGCACACAAAAGGUUCGCACAAUCUCACUUCUACUACUUCUACUACUACUACUACUUCCACCAUCACCAACGCCACCAAUACAAGCACAACUUCUACCACUUCUAAUGCAACAGCAAUAGGAAACUAUCCUGGAGCCGGCAAUAUUAACAACACCAACAACAGCAACAACAACAACAGUAACAUCAGCAGCAAUGCCAGCCACCCGGUUGCGUUUAUUGAGUUCAAAGACACCGUUAGCGCUGCUACAGCAAUGCAACAAUUACAGGGCAAAUAUUUGCUCUCCUCCGAGCGUGGUUCGAUGCGCAUCGAAUUCGCUAAAACCAAAAUGAUCAACGACACUUCAGCUGGCAGUGGCAUCGGCAAGCACAAAAACAUCAACAACCUCAGCAACAAAAAUAUAAUCAACAAUGAUGCAUUGGCCAUGCAGAAGGCAGCCAAUGUCAUGAAUGCCACACAGUUGUUAACUGCAAGCAAUUUAGGCGCUGUUGCACCAGCAGGCACAGCAAUGACGCUUAUCAGCAGUAAUCAGCAACAAAUGCAACCGCAAUCGCAGCUAAUCAUAUUAAAUGGCUAUCCACAUCAGCACCAGCAGCAGCACCAACAACAACAGCAACAACAGACAGCACACCAGUCACAACAACAGCAACAAGCAAUGUUGCAAUCAGCCACUGUAAUUCAGCAGCAUGCCAUGUUGCCGCAACAUUUUCUGGCUGCCAAUGGUGCAACUACAGCAACGGUUGCCUAUCCAGCAGCAGCAGCUACAGCUCUGCCGGCAAUGUCAACGAUGGGCUCUUCGCUGGCGACCAUUUUUACUAGCACCAACAGCACGAACAACACCAGCACCACCAGCACCACUAAUCUAAAUAAUAACAAUAUCAAUAUAAAUAAUAAUAACAAUAACAGUAAUAAUCUUGUGCACAAUCGUUCUACCGCACUACCGCCUACUGUUGUUGUAAACUCACUACAGCACCAACUUCAUCCAACUCAGCACCAAAAUCAUCUCUUUAGAGACAGGAGCGGGUAUGGAAUCAAGGCAUGAUUUACUCAAUAAAAAGGCCGAACGCGACUUGCAACAUCAUCAAUUUCUAAUGACAACACCGACUUGACCCGUUACAACAGCGGCAGCAGU